This is a messenger RNA of Ectocarpus sp. CCAP 1310/34, 1585 nucleotides long. NCBI's taxonomy places the organism in Eukaryota, Phaeophyceae, Ectocarpales, Ectocarpaceae. The record is from the annotation of a GenBank genome assembly.
AUGACGAAACGCAAGGGCAAGCAUAAAGCCAGAGAGGAACCCGCAGUACGGCGGCCUUUCUCACAACCGCUAUCCUACGGUCACACCGCAGCACUGACGGAGAACGCGCUCGUAGUUCUGGUCGAGUCCGGCCUCUUGGGCCCCUCCUGGGCCGAAGUGGUGGAGCUCCAGCGCGCCUCCCUCUUCUUCUGCGAAGUGUGCCGAAGCUGCACCCGAGUGCGCGUGCGAGUAGAUGCGCAGACCCCUAGGGCCAUGUGGGCCCGGACGAGUAAGUCCGGUGAUGGCGGUGACCGGGAUAACCGUGGCGGAGGAUACAGCAGCGACAACGACGGGAAUAAAGUCAGGACCAACGGGAGAAAAAAGUGGAGCUUGUGGCGGCGGCAGAAGCAACAGAAAGCGGGCGGGACCGAAAAGAACGCCGGCGGUUUCAGCAACGGCGGCGGUGGUGCUGGUGCUGCCGCUGCGUCGCGACUCCCACCCCUAAGCAUAACAAGCCUCGUGUGGGCGGCGCCGGCGAAAAACCUGGGCGACGGCAGCGACCUUCCCUUGGCGUUGAGAGAGCUGACCUUCGACCGGGGGUUCAACCGGCGCCUGGUUGGACUCGCGUGGCCGCCAAACCUCCGAAAGCUGACCUUUGGCUCAAGCUUCAAUCGAGAGCUAGCCUGCCAAAGGAGGGAGAGUCGAUCAGGGCCCGGACAGCCAGCGGGGUCCACACUGCCUCCACCGAUUGCCACUGGCGGCAGCUGCAGAGGCGAUCGUGGUCACCGCAGGGGGAAAAGGAGGGAGAACGAUCCGGAGAUAGUUCCUCUCCUUCCAGCAAGCCUCGAGGAGCUGACGCUCGGGAAGCACUUCAAUAAGCCGCUGCCACCGCGGGGGCUGCUACCCCCCGGGCUGGUGUCCCUGACGUUGGGGAGGAACUUUCGUCAGCACCGCAGCGUGCGCCACACGGUGUGGCCCCGGACCCUCAAGGUGUUUGUGUUCGGGGAGGGCAUUCUCGAGGAGCAGCGGAAGAACUGGCCGCGGCUCGAGGCAAUGCGGGGGCUGACGCCAUCACCCUCCACCGCCCCCCUCGGGGAGAACAGCGAGGAGACCAAGAGCUUUGCGUGGCCGGGUGGGUUGGAUAGGGUGGAGUUUUGGCGGGAGGGGAGGGUGGUGGUUCGACUCCUCGGCGGGACCACGCUCGACAAAGAUUCGCUGGAAUGGCUUGUGAACAACGAAUGACUAUAAGGAUUCCCUCUUGAAUAGCUUGUGAACAACGAAUGGCCUGCGCUGAGUGCAGCAGGCUAGAACUAUUUUGUCAACAGUACAUCGUGCUUUUGGGAUGUCGUGGCGUGGGCAGGCAGCCUUGCCGAAGAACCCACCAGGCGGUGGAUGGGCAGAGGGCAUGCGGCGGUUCUUGUUUAGCACAUGCGAACAUCUUGUUCUGUUUUUCAUUCUUGGUCGUUUUUCUGAGGUGUGCACUGCUGGUGGGACCGCUGAAAAACGAUGUUUUCGUCAUGUUCAGGUUGCAUAUUGUAGGAAUAUCGAGUGUGGAGGUAAGUGGUAUAGGGAGGUGACAACAGUUCUACAACGUUAAAGAUGACUA